AUGUGUAAAUCUACAUUGGAAGAUAAUUUAUCAAUAUUAUAUAAUAAUAAACCCUGUGAAUCAUCCCCUAUUAAGAAAUUAUUGCAUAGAACGGCAGUUCAAAUGGCACUAAAUAAUUAUUUGUUUCGUUGUGAUGAUAUUAUGAAUCAAUCAUUAUCAUUUUGGGAAGAUCUUAGUAAAUCUCUACCUAAGCUUUGCUUAAUAUUAUAUAAAAGGCGUGUUAAAUCAUAUUCUAAUGGAAUUGCUUUACGUUAUAAAGAAUUUAAAAGAUGUGCAAAAUUUUCACCCCCAAUAUUUAGAGAAUUUUUUAAUCCAUCAAUAUAUGCAGAGAUACUAAGAGAUUGUAGUGGAUUUAUCUCUCCUACAAAGUUUAUAAAUUGCUGUAUUAAAAUUUUAUACACAUCUCAAAUACGUGCUGAAUUAGGGUUAUUGAAUACAUAUAAUGAAUAUAUAGAACGUAGUGAUAUUAGUAAUUGGAUAAUCUCAUUAAUACAUGAAAAUUCAUAUCCUAAAUUUUCCUCGGUUACUCAAUUAUGUAACAAUAAUUCAUCAUUUAUAGAAUUCUUUGUUAACUAUGUAACUGAAAGAAUUUUUUUUUUUUGUGGUGUUAAGGGGAAUAAGUUAAGUAUACAAGAUUUAAUAUUAUCGGAUACAUUUUAUAGAUUUCUUGAAAUUCGUAAUGCGGAUGUUAAUGAAAGUGACAAUAAUCCAUUUUAUCCUCAAAUAUUAUUUCAAUUAUUUGAAUGGAUGGAAUUUCGUGGUCAUCGUAUUGAUAUACCAGGAGUUGAUGAUUUUGGGAAAAAAAGAUUUCAUCUAUUAUUUUUUCCAGAUACAUUAAAACAAUUAUUAUUAGAUUUUGAAUAUAUUAUACCUGAUUUAGUAAUUUCUCGUAUAUUUGAAGUUCAUGGUUACUAUGGUCAGACUGUAAUGGAUUCUAGUGGUAAUUUUCGUUUAGCUCUAAAUCUAAAGUCAAUUUUGAGAUUACUAUUUGCAUUAGAAUGUAGGGAAACUCCUCAAUCAAUAAGUUGGUUUUGGAAUAUAUUAAAUUUAAAUGAAAAAGAAUAUAUAGAUGUUGAUAUAAUAAACUUAUUUUGGAAAGAUAUGUCUAUUUGUAUUGAAAAAACUUUUUCUAUUGAUUCUAUACCAAGAUUAGAAUAUAUAUGUGAUGAAAUAUUUGAUAUGAUAUGUCCUGGUAAUUCUAGUGGACGAAUUUAUAAAGACCAAUUUAUUUCAUCCCCUAUGGCUUCUACUGUUAUAUCAUAUUUAUGUGAUCCAAAGGCAUUUAUUGCACUUGAAAUGAGAGAAGAGAUUAUAGCACAAGCAGCAAAUAAAUUAGUUGAAAAUAUUGAAUCAACUUAG
Messenger RNA from Cryptosporidium muris RN66, 1359 nucleotides. RefSeq lists its product as uncharacterized. The record is from RefSeq and is a predicted model, not a curated record. Gene Ontology annotation, cellular component: spindle; centrosome. Lineage: Eukaryota; Apicomplexa; Conoidasida; Eucoccidiorida; Cryptosporidiidae. Bases 1 to 1359 code for a protein of 452 amino acids. Gene Ontology annotation, biological process: regulation of dephosphorylation; microtubule cytoskeleton organization; cortical cytoskeleton organization. The transcript has a single exon.